CCUCAGUGAAGCUGUGUGCGUCCGAGCGGCUCGUGUCCUGUGAGCGGCAGAGGAGACGUUUAGGAACGUUUGUCUUUAUUUAACUAGAUUUGAGUGUUUGUUCCUCAACAGAACAGUUGAUAUGUUCCCAGGGCAGCUCCUCAUCUUCUCCUUGCGACCUGUCCUGCAGCGCCCCCUUCAGGACAAACACUUUCUGUGUAAUAACGAAGCCCUCAAACACGACCUCACCUGUAAUCGUGCUCAUCACCCUGUUCUCCGGUUUCAGCCGAACGCCAUCUUAUCGUCUCUACAUAAAUACAACGCAGACUACGAUCUGUCGGCCAAAGAGGGAGCGGACAGCCUGGCCUUCAUCUCUCUGCUGGAGGAGAGACUGAAACCUGCUCUGAUCUACAACUUCUGGGUCGAGCCGAAGAACUACGUGGACGUGACUCGCCGCUGGUACGCGGAGCACAUGCCCUUCCCUCUGAACUUCUUCUUGCCCGGACGCAUGCAGCGCGGUCAGAUGGAAAAACUGCGUCUGCUGCGCGGAGACGAGAGCCUGGAGGCCGGAGAGGAGCUGGAGAAGGAGCUGUACCGUGACGCUGCAGAGUGCAUGAACCUGCUGUCCCAGAGACUCGGCUCGCACAAGUUCUUCUUCGGAGACUCGCCCUCGUCUCUGGACGCCUACGUGUUCGGUCACUUGGCUCCGGUCCUGAAGUCCAAGCUGCCCAACGGGAAACUGCAGCAGCAUCUCAAGUCUCUGGACAACCUGAGCAACUUCUGCAGCAACAUCCUGCUGCUGUACUUCCCCCGAGACAGCCGAGAGAGCAGCAGUCAGAAGACGUCCUCCCCGCCGCACCCUGAGGGCGGAGACUUCGAUCACGUCCCCAACAAGCGCAAGAAGCAGCUAAUGUCAGUGCUGGUGGCUCUGGGCGCCAUGCUGAGCUACGCCCUGCUGACCGGCAUCGUGUCCAUACAACACCUGCAGCAGGAGGCGCUGGAGGCGCCGCCCGACCUGCAGACCAUCGGAUCUCAGGACGAGGACGGAGACGGCUGAGGACACGCGGUGUCCGAACAGAGGCAUCAUGGGACUUUAUGGACGGAAGUUAAGAUGUUGAAGGAAAGAAUUAGCUGUAUCUCACUCUGAAGAGUUUUACUGUCGCCAAAGAAAAGUGUCGGUAUCAUUAAAAAUGUUAAUAAUGGUCAACACGUCCAGGAGCCUUCAGUGGACAGGAAGUGGACGUCGGAGCUGUUUAUGUACAGAAAUUAAUUAAAAGUUAAUUCUCUUGA
This is a messenger RNA of Cottoperca gobio, 1269 nucleotides long. It is a transcript of the gene mtx1a, whose product is annotated as metaxin 1a. The transcript is spliced from 6 exons. Gene Ontology annotation, biological process: mitochondrion organization. Gene Ontology annotation, cellular component: SAM complex; cytoplasm. The coding region runs from base 122 to 1036 and encodes 304 amino acids. The record is from RefSeq and is a predicted model, not a curated record. Lineage: Eukaryota; Metazoa; Chordata; Actinopteri; Perciformes; Bovichtidae.